Parasteatoda tepidariorum (common house spider) is the source of this 644-nucleotide messenger RNA. Its product is annotated as BUB3-interacting and GLEBS motif-containing protein ZNF207-like. Gene Ontology annotation, cellular component: nucleus. NCBI's taxonomy places the organism in Eukaryota, Metazoa, Arthropoda, Arachnida, Araneae, Theridiidae. The record is from RefSeq and is a predicted model, not a curated record.
CUAAGGAGAAAAGAAAGGUGUUUUUUAUGUUUCGGAAGAAGUCAUAUGUCCACUCAAUGCAGUAAUAAAUUUUCGUGUAAAAAAUGCAGAGGAAAACAUCAUGACUCAAUUUGUUUCAAAUCGGACUUGAAUGACAAAGAAGAAGAGAAGGAGUCCAAAACAUUAGAAGAAGAAAAGCGAUCCAUUAUGCCUAAAUAUAUAAUGCACUUACCUGGAAUGCCACCAAUGAUGGGUGGUAAAGGCUUACAGAAUCCUGUAAUGAUGAAUGGUAUGCAGAUGAUGAGGCCUUCAAUGGGAAUGCCACCAAAUAUGUCUGGUGGAGGCAUGCCUCGAAUGGGUUCACCUUACAGUGGACAGUCUAUGUUUCCACAGGGAGGAUCGUUUCCCAUGAUGGGUCAAGGUGGAUCUCGUCCUUAUUAGUGUGUGUGGCAUGAUUUUACAAAGAUAAGUGUCUUCUACUUUUCAUUGAAAAGAAACACUCUUUUUAAAUCAAUGGAACUGGUUUCCUACAUAAAAGCUCUAUUUCAACUCAUUCAACUUGGAUUUUUCUCAUAAGAGUGCAUUAUUUAAAAACUUUUCCCAUAUCUGAAUUUUCAGGGACAUGUACAAAUUUCUUAAAUUCAUAAAGAUGGAUGUUUUAUUAA